AUAUAUACACGUGUUUGUGUGUUUGUGUGUGUGCCGCUGUCUGCGUCUUCGGGUGUGAAGGCAGGCACUGGCAGAGCUACAUUUGUGCAGAUGGAUUUCAUUGUUAGAAGGGAUGAUGAUGCACUGAAGUUGGAAAGAAUUUCUAGCUGCAACUUUGGCACCAGCUGUCUAUCUGCUCAUGCUGAUAAGGAACAAUUCCAAGGAAAUCAGAAGCUGGAGGAGCUGCACAUAGCUGUGGAGGGAAGUGGAGCUCUGAGUGUUGUGGUCCAGGGACCCAGUGGGUGUGGCAAGACAAGCUUGUUGAGAGACUAUUUGUCUCUGCGUGGUAGGACGGUCGGUGACUCGGUCAUGGUGGUCCAUCUUGGCGAGCAAAUUGAUAGCAAGGUUCUUCUUGGGACGUUUACUUGUACAGCCGUUCCUGGAGAGUUUGUAUGGAUGCCUGGAUUACUAACUAAGUGUGUGUUAAAUGGACAUUGGAUUGUUUUGGAAGAUAUUGACUUUGCUCCUCCCGAUGUCAUUUCACUGCUACUUCCUCUUGUGAAGACCGGGAGGCUAAAUCUACCUGGGUACUAUGAAGCUGUGGUUGCAGCUAGGGACUUCAAGCUGUUUUUAACGCAACGCACUACUAGUACUGGAUGUCCGGAGGCAGGGCACAUGGUUGCAGGUCUUUUGAAAGUUUUGGAAGACCACAGUGUAACAUUGACACUCCCUCCUCACACCACUGAUGACAUCGAGAAAGUGAUUAGCUCUGAGUAUCCCGACUUGGAAACCUUUACCAAGCAGUUAGCACUCACAGUUGUUGAGCAAGGUGUAUCAUUACGACAUGUCUUGAAGUUGUGUAACAGGAUAGUGCCUCAAGUUGCACAUGGCCGACUCACCUCAGUACCAGACAUGAUGCUCGAUUUGUUGGAUUGUUUCUGUGGUCAUCUUUCUGGUGAGAAGAAGCUUUCAAAGGCUCUGAAACUGAGUCACCUCUGUGGAGGGCUAAGCCAAAACAUGGUUGAACAGCUGUGCUUCAGUCACAUGCCCUCUCUUCAAUCAUCCCCCAGUACUUUCAGUGUUGGACGAUCCUACAUAGGCCGAUCAUGCUCGUCACAGUCAAAAGUGUGCUACUCACACACCCAGUCAUCUCUGAGCCUCCUUGAGGCUGUGAGCAGGUGUGUACAGAUGGCUGAACCUGUUCUUCUAGUUGGAGAGACUGGAGUUGGGAAGACAGCUACUGUCAGCUAUCUUGCUAGUGUCACAGGAUAUAAACUGGUGGUAAUGAAUCUGAGCCAACAGACAGAUAGCAUUGAUCUUCUUGGAGGCUACAAACCAGUUCAAAUGGUCCACAUUGUGGCUCCAUUGAAGGAGGAGUUUGAAGAACUUUUUCGUGCUACGUUUUCUCUGAAACAAAAUGGACAUUUCUUAGCUAGUGUUCAGACCUGUGUGACUAAAAAACAGUGGAUAAAGCUUCUUAAGCUCAUGGUGCAUUCUGUUGAGUCGGCACACAAAAGAACAAAAAGAUCAGACAAGAAUUUGUAUGCUAAGUGGGGGAAGUUAGGACUGAAACUGAAGAAAUUGCGACAGCAACUUCUCAAAUCACAGACAUUUGCUUUCACCUUUGAUGAAGGUGCUCUUGUGGAAGCAGUGAAGGAGGGGUGGUGGAUUCUCCUAGAUGAGGUCAACUUAGCAUCUGCAGAGUCAUUGCAGUGUCUGUCUGCGAUUUUGGAGGCACACAGCAAUUCUUUGCUCUUCAUGGAGAAACCGGACUCAGAGCCAGUGACGCGUCACCCUGACUUCAGGCUAUUUUGCUGUAUGAACCCUUCAACUGAUGUUGGAAAGAAAUCACUACCUGAGAAUAUAAGAAAUAGAUUUACUGAGCUCUAUGUUGAGGAACCAACUAGUACAGCAGAUCUCAGUGUGAUGAUCCAGGACUAUCUGAAGAAUGACUGUCCUUCAAACCCCCUUGUUGAGGGAAUUGUCAGACUCUAUAGAUCCCUAAAGGAACUGUCAAAGACUAAGCUUUUGGGAGGCACAGGAAGAUCCCCACAUUACAGCCUUCGAAAUUUAUGCCGGGCACUGGAGUAUGCGUCUAACCACAGGUGUGGGUCUUUCCACCGAUCCCUCUAUGAG
This is a messenger RNA of Geodia barretti, 2115 nucleotides long. The record is from the annotation of a GenBank genome assembly. NCBI's taxonomy places the organism in Eukaryota, Metazoa, Porifera, Demospongiae, Tetractinellida, Geodiidae.